AUGAUGAUUGAACAAUUUGGCGAUUCAUCCCUGGCCAUCAAGAAGUUCCCCAAAACUCACAGUGCUUGAUUUUUUUUUAUGGGGCUAUGUAAAAGAUAAUGUUUAUGUACCACCAUUACCCGCAGAUUUGGAAGAGUUCAAAACCAGGAUUGCAGAUGCUGUGAAUGCCGUAACACAAGGUAUGAUCAGCAACGUUUGGGAGGAAUUUGAAUAGGUACCGUAUAGAGAUGUGUCGGGCGGCUACUAAUGUUCAUAUUGAACAUUUGUAAGUUGUAACUAAACUAAAUAAAACUUGAUUACUUAAUGAAUAUUUUUUGCUUCAUCCCAUCCUUAUAACUUCAUUUUUUUAAAAAAAUAAAAAUUUUUGAAAUCGGAUGAAACUUUUGAAACGCCCUGUAUAUUGUAGAAUGCGAAUUUAUGUUAUUUAACCAUAACCGUGUAAUCAAGUAUGUGAUAACAUGAUCCCCCGCAUAAAAUAAAUAAUCCUCCGUCACCCCCGAGCUGCCGCGAUUGCCAAUAGUAAUAAUUACUCUAUGUCGUAAUUUCACCGCGUGUUCCUCGAUAAACUCGAUUAUCAUUCAUUGAUCCUUAUAAUGAUUUUAGUAUUUUACCAGUCUCCUCAGGGCUCGUACAUUUUAUACAUAUUUGUACAUCUAAUUUUUUGUUCUUAAUAGGUACCAAAAUUUAAAUAUUUUGCAUACAAUUUAUAUUUAUCUUUGUAUAUUAUAACACGGUGACAAAUUUAAUAUCCAUACGAUUUUGUUUACAAAAAGUUGUGGUCAUAGUUAUAAAGGAUCUAUUAGAAAAAUACAAUGUGGAAAUAUAAUUAUACAUUUAAAAUUUGAAUAUGGGAUUUAAACAAACUUCUAAUGUCAUGUUUGUCUAAACCGAUUCACUUAGAAAUGUCAUCUAAUUUUACGUCUUAUAUGCAGUGAUGUUCCCAUUGGGUAUAAGUAUGCGUCGUAUAUUAGGUAUGUAUUCUCAAUAUUUAGUUGAAAAAUUGUAUAUAAAAUCAAAUAGUUUUAAAAAAAAAAAAAAUUGCCAUGAUAAUAGGUAUAUUAUUAUCAUUGUCCGUUGAUAAUAUUUUAUCCCGCAUUUUAUUUAUUUUGGUAAUUGUAACAAAAAAACUUCAUAAUUUUCUUAUGAUUUACAAGAGAUAUUUAAUUUUGUAUAACUGAAGAUAAACAUUUUCCUGUUAAUAUGAAAGAUAUAAAAUACCCCAUAUAAGACAGGAUGUAAUUGGCAUACUCUCAAAAAAAUUGAUGGGCACACCACUGUUUUUUUAUGCAUUCAUAGUGUAGAUAGGUAAUGAUUUAAUUUUCGCUACAAAUUAGUAAUUAUCAUGAUUUAUUUAACAUUUAUUAUUACUACCCAUCUAGUGUAAUCUAUUAUUUAAUUAUAUAUUAUAAAUUAAAUAAUUAACAUAAUCCACUAUACUACUAUAUAUUAUACAGCUAUACAAUUAGAAUUUUGUAGUAUAUUUAUCUUACAUUUUUAAAAUAUAAUAUUUGCGACAUUUAAUAUCAUAUAAUUAAUAUUUAUGUAUGCUGAAUAAUUCAAUUUGUUUGUAUUAUAAUGUUUGUAGAUUAUGAAACAAUAUCCGAAAGCCCAAGGGUUUAUUGCCCAAACAAUUGUGGUCAUAGUUAUAGAGGAAAUAACAGAAAGAAUCAUCUCAAUAGGCAUAUACAGUAUGAAUGUGGAAUCGACCCGCAGUUCCAAUGUCUUAUUUGUCAAAAAAGAUUUACUCAGAAAUCAAGUUUAAAAAGACACAUUUCUGAAGUACAUAAAUCACCUGUUAAGUUCACAUAAUUUAUAGUUUUGAAAUAAAAUAAAUAAACCUAGUAUAAAACUAUUAAUCAAUAAAAUGAAAACUUGGCAUAGGAAUUAAAUCAAUUUAUUUAGUACCUAGCUUUUUUUUUUUUCCCUAACAAUAUUGUAAGUGUACAACGUAGCAUUAAAAAAUGGAAUUAAAAGAAGUAAGUAAGUAGGUAAUAAAGUAAUACUAACCUACAUAGAACUUACAGUAUAAACAUUUUAAUGUAUUAUUACCUAAUAUGAAUUGUUAUGAUUAUAAUUUAACAUCUAUAAUAGACAUUAAAAUUAGUACAUUUUCUGUGGAUACCUAUGAAACUGUUAUAACUAUAAUAACUAUAUGAACUGAAAUUAAUUUUUGUUUCGAUUGUAAUUAUUUUAAAAUUUAAUUUAUACUAACUUAAUUAUAAAUUCAUGAAAAACUUAUGUUAAAAUCAGGAUUUGGGACUUAUGUAUAGUGUUUGAUUUUUUUUUUUUAACUUGACUCAUCAUUAAAUCUAGCUGUGCUAUGGAAAUUAAUAUCAUAUUAAGAUAUCAUAUGAAAUUUGAAAACAUUUAGGUGUUUAACUUAAAGCACUUUUUAAUGACUUAUAAUCAAGUUAUUUAAGUCUAAUAAAUCCUGAACCCUGGUUGUAAUAAAUAACAAUAAAUUAACGCAUAUACAUUUUUUUUUUUUCGAUCAUUGUAUUUAAAUAUUUGUAAUCAGUAUAAAAGUGUAUUUAUGAUUGUUUAAUAUUUUUAUUUAAAAUUUAAUCACAAAAAAGUAUUAAUGUUUGUGUGCAAAAUACCACAUAUUUGUCAUAUUUACCUGAUUUUCUUUCAUUGUAAAAAAUUAUAAUUAUUAUGAACUAUUUAACAAUAAUAAAAAAAAAAAUACCAGCAACUAGGUAUAAAUAAUAAUUCUAUUAUUAUUAUUUAUUAUUUACUUUUUCUUUUCCUUGAAAUUGGUUUAAAUGUAAUAAAUUGUUGUUUUAUUUAUUUAUAUUCAAUACCUACCACCAAAUUUAUUAUUUUAUUUUUGUUCAUUUUUUAUAUAUCUAAUAUGAUUUCAAAUAUUGUUUAUAGGUUGUGAUAAUAUGAAACUAAAGUAUUUGCCAUUUUCAUGUCCGAACAAUUGUGGCCGCAGUUAUAAAGGAGUUCGCGGAAAAUACAAUCUUAAAAGACAUUUAAUAUUUGAAUGUGGAGUGAAACCACAGUUCCAAUGUGAAACUUGUCAAAAACAAUUCAAUCAUAAAUCUAGUUUAAGAAAACAUGUCAUAUUGGUUCAUAAAACACUUAUUUAGUUUUAUAUAAAAACAUUUAUUAGAAUUUGUGUAAUAAUUGUAAAAAAAAAAUACAAUAACUACCUGAUAUGUACACAAUUAAAGCAUCCACAUAUGAUGUAAAUUUGUUGAUAAUUUAAAUGUAUCUAUUUUGUUAAAAAUGUAUAUAAAAUUAAUAUAUUUUUAUCUUAUGCAACCUGUGUAUACUAUUUGAGAAUAUGUGUAGUUAUUAUAAUAAUCUAUAACUAGUAUGUGCUUCACUAAUUGAUAUCGAAUAGAUAAAUAUCUAUUUAAUUCAUAACUUUUUAGUUACACACUUUUUAUCACAUCAAAUUUUAAUCUAAAUUUAGACACAAUUGGAGAUAAUCAUGGGUUUCAUUAUCCAAAAAACUUAUAGCUAUAAUUAUAAAGUUAUUUAAUACUCCAAUAUAGAGUGGACCCACAAUUAUAUUCGUGAUUAUCAAAAACAUUUCAGUAAUAAAUAAAUUUUAAAAUCACGUGUUUUUUUAACCAUUUCUUUUUAAUUUUUCAGCUGAGUAAGGGUAGAUGAUACGCAUAUUUAAAAAUUUAAUAUUUUUACUACCAAUUAAGGGUAACAAAAAAAAUCAAAACAAAAAACGUUCGUCCAUCUUUUUUUAAAUUCUUAAUUUAAACGCGAAAACCCACAUUUUUAUAAAAACAAUUUUAAUCUCUAAUAUGCUAAACUAGAAUCGUUUUUUAUUUUUAAAUUUGAUUUUUUUUUUGCGAAGAAAUUAAUAUUCAGACUAUAAAAAAAUAAACUAAUAAAACGGCUAUUUGUUGAUGAAUUUGAUGCUCACGACGUUCUGAAAUAAUUUUAAAAAUCAGAAACUUCGGGGGAAACCUAUUUUUUAACUAGCCAAACAUAAUAUCAAGGGAAGAAAAAUUUUAAAAAAAAAUCCAUGUCUACCAAAAUAUAUAUUAUUACAUGUAUAUAAUAAUAUGUAAUAUGUAUAUUAUAUAGGUAUAUAUAAUUAUUUAUACAUUUUUUUUUGUAUAUAAUUUUAUAUUAUUAUUUAUUGCUACUGUGUGAAAACUAGAAAUACCAUAACCACUGCCAUUGCUUAGACAUAUACCUGCCUUGCCUAUCCAAGUCUAGCUGGAUAAUUAAAUUUAUAUUGUGUAUAAUAAUUUUAGUAGUUUAUGAAACAAUGUUCGAAAAUCCGAGGAUUUAUUGCCCGAACAAUUGUGGUCAUAGUUAUAGUGGAAAUAACAAGAAACAUAAUCUCAACAGACAUUUACAAUAUGAAUGUGGAGUGGACCCACGGUUCCAGUGUGACGUUUGUCAAAAACAAUUCAAUCGAAAAGGAAGUUUAAAAAGACAUUUUAUACUCUUGCAUAAAUCAUUUAUUUUGUUAAAAUAGCUUAUAGGCAAUAUUGAAUUAAAUGAAUACCUAUGUUUAUAAUAAUAUAUAUGUAGUUUCAAUUGUAUAUUAGUUGGAAAUAAAUAAAUCAUUAAUCUAAAUUAAACAAUAAUUUGAUUUUAUGGCAUUAUUGUAUUGCACUCUGAUUAAUAUGUAGUAUAAUAUGCAGUGUAUUUCAGCGGAAAGUAACAGACUUGAAUCAUGCAAAAGUACACCAAAAAUAAUGGAAAAACUCUUUUUAAAGAAGAGGAGAGCUAAAUUUUUAUUUUUUAAGGUAUAGAUAAUUUAAGUUUUUUUUAAUAUUAUCUACCAUAUAUUUCUGUUGUGCAUCAUAAAAACUUUUCAACUUUAAACAUAUUUGUAUUUUAUUGUUCUACAUAUAUAGGUACCUACUAUUGUGCUAUCAACUAACAUACACAACAACUAGAAAUGUAUCUACAAAUUAUUUUUAAAAAAUUGAAAAAAGUAAACAAUGCUUUUCAAAAUUUGUAUUUUUAAAAUAAAUCAAGUGUAACUUGUGAAAUGUGCUUAUAGUUUGCUUUAUUAAAAUAGUUCUUUCCAGUUUAUAUACUGUUUUCUUUUCCGGUUCUUUUCAAUGUUAAAUCUAAUCAACAACAAUAAUUUAUAAAAAUAAAUAAUAUUAUUUAUUAACAAUUAUUAAAUAUAUUUAUAUAAUUACAAUACAUUUACAUUUGUUUUUUUUAUAGUUUGUACAGAUGUCUAAUUUAAAUUUUCUUAUAUUUGUAGAUUAUGAGAAAAUGAAAAAUACUUAUCAGAUUUAUUGCCCUAACAAUUGUGGUCGUAGUUAUAAAGGACAUUACAAAAAAUAUAAUUUGAAAAGACAUUUAUUGUUUGAAUGUGGAGUUGUACCAAAGUUCCAAUGUCACAUUUGUAAAAAACGAUUCAAUCAAAAAGCGAAUUUAAAAUCACACCUAAUAUGUGUUCAUAAUUUAGUUAUUUAAACAACAAAUAACAAACUAAUGUUUAUUUCUUCAAAUAAAAUAAAAUUGUUUAUUAGUAUUUAUGUAUUUUUUAUACUUUUAUUUAUUGAAUUAUGUUAACAAUACCUUUUCUAUAAUAAUUAUGAUUUAUUCGUAUUUCACAAUAUUAAGAAAUUACUACCUAUCUAAAAUAAUAUUUUAGUUUUAUUCUAUAUUAUUGAGAAAAUAAGUAGCCUAAAUUAAAUAGAAAUAUUAUACUAAAUAUAUUAGGCAGGUUUUUGGUCAUAGACUUAACUGAAGGAGUAAUUGAAGGACUAAACACCCUCAGGCUCACAAUAAGCACUCCUCAAAAUCCUAACCACAUUAUAAUUAUUAAUAUUUACAAUUUUUAUAUUAUAUUUUGCAUUAUUAUAAAUCAAGUUCAUUGUUUUAGGAUUUGUUUUGAAAUAUUUCAUUUUAAAUUUGUAGAAAAAAAUGGUUUCAAGUUUGAUACUAAUAAUAAAUAGGAUGGGAAUGUCAAUUUGCAUUGAAUACACUUUGCAUUUUUUUUCUAAACUUUGCUGUGCGCUGCUUAUUGUCACAAAUUUAUUUCGUUCACUUUUGAAUGAAAAUACAAACGUUGAUUUAGAUAAUUUUUAUGUAAAUAUAACAAACUAUUAAAUAGGUACUCUUAUUAUAUAAUACAUUAUAUAUUAUCGGUCAAUAGUAGUAUCAAAAACUAAACAACCAAAGUGACAUUUUUAGAAUUAUUAGAUUUCCUGUUUAAUAAUCUGUUAGAGCAGUAAAAUCGACUAUAUCGUUGUAUUUUUUUAAAAUAAUUUACAUCAAAACUAUUAAACAUAAACACAUUUUUAGUGAAUUUUUGAAAUGCAUUAUUUAGAAUUUUUAAAAUCAUUUAAAUUCAUUUUUUUAGGGUUUUAUAGAAUAUUACAUUCCCAGUCUUAGUAAUAAUAAUCAAUGUUACACCAAAUUUGUGAAUUUGCCGAUUUCAUGAAAUUAAUAUUUUAUUAGCACAAAAUACACAGAAAUUACAACUUAAAAACCAGCAUUCUUUUCAACCACAAGUUACUAAUUUAACUUCUAUAAUUUUUAAUAAAGCUGAAAAAAAUUUAUAUAAAUAAAGGUAAUAAAUACAUUACAUAUCAAACAUUAAACUUUCAAUAAAUUAAAAAUUGAUUAAUAUAAUGUGAAUCUGUUAUAAAUUAUAUACAGUUUCAAAAUAAAAAUCAAACAAGAUAUAACUUAAUAAACAGCACCAAUGAAAACUACAAAAAUAAGCCUAAUAAAAUAUUAAAACAAAAUCGUAUAAUUAAACGACAAAAUACAAUUAUUAACAACAUAGUGAAUAAAUUAAAAACAAAUAAUUCAGAAAUAGUUCUGUAGAUAAAUCUUGUGCUAUUGUCAUCAUUUAUAUUAAUGAAAUUCAUAAAAAAAAACUUCAGGUUUUAUAAAUAAUAAUAAUAUUUAAAACUUAUAUGACCCAGCUAUAAUUUACUCUAAACAAAUUAAAAAACAGAUAAUAAAUUCGAAAGAAAUCAUACCUAAAGUACAAAAGAAAAUAUUAUUAAAAUAUGAUUUCAAAAUAAAGGCUCAACACUCAUUAUUACUAUUUAAUUAAUAUCUUUUUAAAAUUAAGAUUGCUUUGAUAAUUUUAGAUUCUAAGUGAAGCGAUGAAUGUACUUGUUUUACAAUGAUGUUUAUUUAUAUAUGUAUUAUAUUAUGUACACAAUCUCUACUAGAAAUCUCGCUCCGAUUUUCAAGUGUAAUACUUUUUCUGAAAAGAAAUUUUAUCGAGUUGGUACUUUUACUCUAGUAAUUCAUUUUUUGAUUUUCCAAGCAGUUUUCAUAAUAAUUGAGAAAAAACCGGAAAAUUAACGAAAAUAAUGAUUUUAGUAUUUCAAUUUUAAUUUUUUGUUGUAAUUCAGUUAAAAAUGUUUUUAGAAACUUGAAAUUUCGACACAAAAAUUUUAUUUGUUAUUUUUAAAUAUAGUACAUUUUUAAAAACAUUUAAAUCAUUUUUAUUUAUAGCUAUUUUAUAUUUAUAGACAUUUUAAUUUUACUAGUUUUUUACAUAAUUUUCAUUCGGUAGGUACUCUGUGGAUAAAAAUGUUAUACUAAACAUAAAUGCAUGCAAAUUUAUUUGGGAGUUUGUUAUAAUUUGUGCUUAGCGGUCAACAAAAAAAUUUUGGUUUAAAAUAUAAUAUUUUUUUUUAAUAAGAAUUUUAAUAUCAAAUUUUGACGAAAAUCAUAAAUAUUACGGCCUUUUAAAACAUGUAUAAUAGAACUCCGCUUAGAAUUGUUUUUUGUUAACAAUAAUUAAUCGUUGCGUACAGAUAUAAGCACAUUAAAUUCCCCUUAUAUCCUACUUUCUCAACUUUUCACAAAAAACAGUGGUUCAUCCAUCCUGCCUAUUAUGUCCGUCUUUUUUAUCAUAUUAUAUGCUGAUUUUAUGAUGAACGGAAGAGCAAAGAAACAAAAAAAAAAAUUUUUAUCACUUGACAUUUUAUAAUGUCACCACUAUGCGACAAUAACAAAACUCGAUAAGUAUUCAUAAUUUUAUUUUUCGAUGGUAAUAAAAGUUGUAGAAUGCAUACAAAUUAGUGCAUCAAAAGACCAUAUUAUAAAUUAAAUCAAUAUUUGAGAACCUUUGAUUUUUGAUCAUUAGUUAGACUAUUAGUCAGUUUAAACAUCUUCAUAUCUUGUUUCAAGAGUAUAAGUGAUGACCUCUUUUUAUUUUGCUUAUUUGUUCUAUUUUAAUAGAAGAAUACAACCCUUACUAGGACCUGUCACCUUGCCACUUAUUAAUAUUAUAAGUAUCAAUUAAUAUUACUUCUGUGUAAUUGAUAUUUAAAUUAUACUUACAGACUAUGAUUCAAUAGCCCAUAUUCAUUAUAUGUAUUGCUCAAAUGCUAUCACUUCAAGAACAUUCUUAAAAGACAUUUAUUGUUGGAAUUUAGAAUUAAACCACAAUUCCAAUGCUAUACUUGUAGAAAAACAAUUCAUACAUGAAUCAAGUUUACAUUAUUAUUAUGCAUAAUUUCAUUAUUUAAUUUAAGUGCUUCAUUUUGUCCUUCAUUUAUAAAUUACCUACUACAUAAGGGCUACUUUUAUUCAAUUAUUUUAAUAUAAUAUUUUUUAAAAAUAGUUUAUAUUAGAAAUAUCUUGUGAAAAUUGGAGUUUUUUAUGCUAUUUGUAUACCUUGUAUUAUAAAUAUACCAUAAUUGAAAUAGAAUAAUUAUAUUUUGAUACCAUAAUUAUUGUUUUUAUUUCUUAAAAAUCUGUGCUGUAAUUAAAUGGCAAAUUUGAGUGUAUAAAUUCAAAUUAUAUUAUUACCAUUAUAAGGGGUGUAUUUCAGGUUAAUCACAUGUGAGGUGAAGUAGAAAAUCAUGUAAUUGUACCAUAGGAGGAAAUUGAGAGGCCAAAUAAGCUUAGCUUCACAAAAUCAUCCAAAUUCUUCAUGAAAUUUGUAUUUUAUUCAAUCCAUCCUAAAGACUGUAGAUAAUAUUAUGUGAAAUAUGGUACAUAUGGCACAUUUUUGGAAAGGCAAUGGCCCCUUUCCUACGCCCCUCUCCUACAAAGAGACAUACCUGAACUCUGAAAAAUACAUUUUUCAGUUUUUGUUCUUGUAAUUAAAUAUUUUAUUAUUAUUUAGUAUUCAUUAAAUUUAUUUCCGUGAUUAGUUUUUUAUAAAAAAUAAAAUUAUAUAUAUUUUGUUUGAUAAAAUGUAUUGCACCCCCAACACUACAAUUGGUGAUUUUGCUGACGACAAGGCGCUCCUAGCGAUCCAUUCCGACCCCGAAAUAGCCUCAAACCUCGUACAAAAUCACCUCAAUCUCUUAUCAACCUGGUAUAAAGACUGGGGAAUAAAAAUUAAUGAAACAAAAUCCAUCCAUUAUACGUUCACUCUAAGGCAAAUAGUCUGCCCGCCCAUCUUCCUCAACAAUGUACCUCUCCCAACCGCCCAAAAUGUUAGAUACCUAGGUUUACAUUUAGACCGCAGGUUAACUUGGGCANUUAUUUCCGUGAUUAGUUUUUUAUAAAAAAUAAAAUUAUAUAUAUUUUGUUUGAUAAAAUGUAUUGAAUAUAAGCUACUUAAAGGUAUAAUUAAUUUUAGUGCUUUCUGUAGUUUCUGUUUUUGUUAUUGAAUAAUGAUACCAACCAAAAUUAAUUUAUAAGUUGGUAUAUCUUCAUUUAGUUUUUUUAUGUAAGAAAUUUAAAUUUGUUUCAUGUCAAUAUUUUUUAUUUGUAGAUUAUAACAUGGUGGCAAAUAUUCAUUAUAUUUUCUGCCCAAACGGUUGUGGUCGUAGUUAUGCAGGAUGUAUGAAAAAAUCGAAUUUGAAAAGGCAUUUAAUGUUAGAAUGUGGAGUUGAACCAAUGUUCCAAUGCUAUGUUUGUCAAAAACGAUUCACACGUAAAUCAAAUUUGAAAAGACACUCUAGCAUGCAUAACAAGCACGUAUUGUACUCAUAAUUCAUGUAUUUAGUUAUAUUAUUUAAUACUUCAUAAUUUGUUAAACAAAAUUAGAAACACAACUAUAUAUUUAAAGAUAAACAUACAUUUUUAUUUAUAUAUAUAUUUAUAUAGAUUUUAUUAAAAAAACAAAAAUGGAAGUAAUAAUUAAUAAUUAAUUAAUUUUUGAUUUUGAUUUUUAAACACCUACUUCUAAAAUUUGUAUUAACCCAAAUCAAGUGAAAUACGCCAACAAAUAUUUUUGUCGCAUUAUGAACUCAUUCUGGCCCAUUGUGCACUGUAGACAAAAACGCAUAAUAUAUUUAGAGUUUAAUGUGCAAAUAGUACUAGUAGUAAAUUAUUUAUGUGCAUGUAUUAUACUCUGCACCACGAGAGAACGCAUAUGGUAGCGGACCAAAACUCGUAUAUUUUCUCACAUCCUUACUACAAAGUAUGCACAACCGACUCCCACUACGAAAUACAACGACGCAUUCGACAACGGAGUGUGAUCAUGUGGAUGCGCGAGCCAUAUGCGUUCUCACAGUAUAUAAGUAAAUUAGCGAAGCAUCGCUCAUGGACAUAAGAGUUCCAGGUAAACUGGUAAUAACUGGUAUCCUUGAACUAGAAUCAGAAAUUUAUUAAUAACCUAAUAGCAACAGAAAUAGUUACAAAGAAUAAUAAAACUAAAAUAGUUAGUUUUCUAACACUAAUCAGGGAUGAUAGAAUCAAAAUAUACAAUACCCUGAAAAAACAAGAAUUGUUAGAAAGUGAUAAAAAGGAUUUUCUUUAUAAAGAUUUAAUAUAGUUUGAAAAAAAAUGUGUUACGAAGAAAACAUUAUAUUAAGACAUUAUUUUCUUAUCUACCGACAAGUAAUAGAUGAAUCAUUAAAAUAUAACUACGUAACUGAACUUAAGACCAAGGUAGCAAGCUGUGAGUACAGUUAUUUAAAAAAAUCAAUCAUUAUGGAUAAAGUGGUACCUAAUAUUAAUAAUAAAGUGUUAUAAGAAUAUUUAAUUAGCAUUACAGAGUUAAAAAGCUUGGAUAAAGCUAUUCAAAUAAUCAAGGACACCAAAUUUUCUCAUGAAUGAGUAAUACAAAUUAAUUGCAAAAAUGAAGACAGUUUAUCAGUAGACCAAGUUUAGAUUAAGUGGUACCUAAUAUUAACAUCCAAGUGUUAUAAGAAUAUUUAAUUGGUAUCACAGAGUUAAAGAGCUUGGAUAAAGCUAUUAAAAUAAUCAAGCACACUAAAUGUUCUCAUGAAUAAGUAGUACAAAUUAAUUGCAAAAAUGAAGACAGUUUAUCAGUAAACUAAAUUUAAAAAGUCUCAAAUAUAAAACAUAGUAGCAAGAAUGAUCACCAUAGAAAUAGUUCAAAUUACUCAGUGAAACCAUUAGAAAUUCCUUAUAAUAGAAUCACAUCAAACAAGGGAUAUUGUUUCAAGUGCAAUAGAGAACAUGAAUUUGGGAAAUCUGGUUAAGCAAAGACAUGAAUGUAGUUAUGAAGCUAGAUACAAUAUCACAAAUAUAUUUACCACCGAUUAAACAAUUUAAAAUUGAAUAAUAUUAGACUUAAAUCCACUAGUGUUAAGAUAAAAGCAUACGAAGGGUUAAACUUAGGCCUAUAUGCAAAAUUGUAUUACACUGUUCAAUUAAAAAAUGAAAUAUUAUUAAAUUAUUAAUCUUAAUGAACAGCCAUUGUUGAGAUUAACAAGUUGUAUGGAAUUGGGGUUGUUUAUGAGAAAACAUCUUGCAAAUCAAGUAGGUAGUUUAAAAACAAAUAAUUUAAUUGAUUGAUAGCACAAACUAAUUGUUUAUAGCCAAUCAUAAAGACAUUUUUCAGGAUAUGAGAAUGUUUCUGUUUGAGUAAAAAAUUAAAAGAAGUGAUACUGUGAUUGAUAUUAUUAAACCAAACAGGUGAGUAUUGGACAGUAAAAACAAAUUUAAAAAUAAGUUAAGAUAGUCAUCUGAAAAGUGGUAUCAUAGAAGCAGUUGAAAAACCAAAAACAGUAUUUAAGUAAUAUUGUUAUAGUUUAUAAAGCAGAUGGGAACAAGAUUGUUCUUAGACUCUCAGAAAAUAAAUAAAGUAAUUGUGAGAGAAUACCUAUUAGUUCUUACAUUAGAUGAUAUUUGAAGUAAGUUAGUUAAUAAGAAGUAUUUCAGGGUUUUUGAUAUUAAAAAAGGGUUUUAGCGGAUAAAUUUAAAUGAUGCAUCAACAGACUCAAUAUACACAUUUAGAACUUCGUGGGUUAUUUUGAAUUUACAAGACUCCCUUUUGGUAUAUUCAGUACACCAGAAACAUUUAUCAAGAGAAUUUGGGAUUAUUAAUGUAUAGACUAUUAAAAACAAAAUUGCCUGUACCAAAAGAAAAACUAAAACUAACUAUGCAGGAAGACAAUCAUUGAAGUUUAAAGAAUUUGCAGGACAAGUAUAAAGAGCGGCACGAUAAGGAGAAUAAUAAAAAAAAGAUUACUCUUUAUGAGUCAUUAGAAUCAUGAUAAAGGCAAAUACUUCAUGGUCCUACUAGAUAAAGAUUGGUAAUGGGAAUACAACUAGAAAGAAUAUAUGCCAUUUGAAACCACCACCUAAAUGAAUUCAAAAAGAGUAUGAACUCUUAUGAUUUAGAAUAUUCAAAUGAGAUUGGGGAAGUUAUGAGUCGUAAGACUGUGGAAGAAAGUAAACAAGGAAAAUGUAGCAAAGAAGUACCUAGUUAAUACUAUUCGAUAGGCCAGGGUAGUUAAGGUUGAAUCUUUAAAAAUGUAUCAGUUAUUUAAAGUGUUUAUUGAAUGUGCAUAUAUUAUAUAAUAUCUAUAAAAAUAUUCAUGUUACUGAAAGCAAUUAUAUUAUUAAGUGACUAUUAUGUAUGUUGAAUAAAGAGCUUAAUUAUCUUUAUAAAUUAUAAUACAUAUCAUAUUCAUAUACAUAUAUAUACCAUUACAUAUUACUUAUAAAAAAAUAUACAAAUUAUCGUCUUAGGACUGUAGACAGAAGUGAAAACUUCUAAUAAAUAUUGAUUAUUGGUUUAAAUUAAACUUAAAAAUGGCAGACUUAAUUGAAUCGGUGUAUGAUAAAUAAGCAUAAUUAAUAUUUUAUAAAAUCAGUUUAACUUUUCAAAGUUUCAGUUUUUAAUGAAUUCAUUUUUACAUGUUACACUUCCUCGAUAGUUGAAUUAUUUUAUCUUUAAUAAUUGUCAUUAUCGGAUUAUGGUAACUAAAAUAUAAUACAAAUAUAUCGUUCGAAAAUCCAAAUUUUUGGAUUUUAAUUCUGACAGACUAUUUGCUCAGGAUACGUUAUUAUCUGCAUUCACAUAUUAAGUUGGUAAUGUAUAUAUUUUCGUAAUCAUGAGAAGUGACCUUGAUAACAUAUCAAAAGUCACAAUUUUAAUUGAAAAGAAUAGAUCGAGGAUUGCAUUCAUAAAUGCAUAGAUUUAUUUAUUGUAUAUAAACGAGCCGCUAUUCGCUGGUGAACGUGCGCACACACGUAUAUAAUAUAUAGAAUGUAUGUUUACAGAUAUACUGGAUUGAAAGCGUAACAUUUGUCAGUGUCUCAGUUUUCAUUUCAAAAAACCAUUUCAUAUCUUAAUUUUAUUAAAUAAGGAGAAUAUAAAUGAGUUUUAUGUUGUGCACACUGUAUUUUAUCAAUGACGGUACACUGUUAUAUCAGCCAGCUGCUUGUUUUCGUAUAGUCUCUCGGAUGGAUUUAUGAAAUAUGAAUCACGGUUGACGAUUCUUUUCUAAUUUCUAUGAUCACGAGGUUGUUUGGUAUUAUUAUAUUAUUAUGUUUAUAUCAUUACUAUCUAAAUAUAAUAUUAAUAUAUCUUACCGAUUUAUUAUAACCAUGAUAAAAUAAUAUUUUAAAUGUUAUUUUGUUAUGGUCAUAACUAUUAUUAUUCCCAUGAUUAAAUGAAAUAAUUAUUCCUACAUACAACAAUAAACACCAUGACAAAUGAAAAGCAUUUUUUUAAUCCCCUCUCCAAUUUAAGACAUAAUUUAUCCGUACACUCAAUAUUGCCAAGAUUAAAAGUUUUUUUUUUUACCUUUAAAGUUAAAGGUUAUUAAAUGUCAUACAAGUAAUUUGAAUACCUACUUACAGUAUAACUAUAUUAUUGUAACAUAUAUAUAUUGUAUAGUUAGCAAUUAUUUUAUUAAGUAUUAUCAUAGCUUUGGUUAAUAUGAUUUAUCUCCUUUAAAAUAGAUUGUACUUUUUAUUAUUAAACUGCUUUUUUUAUAUAUAUAUAUAUACACCUAAUUUAUAAACACAUGAAAACGAUUAUAUUUCUAGAAUACAAUACUAUGUCUAUUAUUCAACGGAUUUUUUGCCCAAACAGUUGUGGUCGUAGUUAUUCCGGAAAUCACAGAAGCACAAAUCUUAAAAGGCACUUAAGGUAUGAAUGUGGGAUUGAACCACAGUUUACAUGUUAUACUUGUCAAAAACGAUUCAGUUUUAAAUCAGACUUAAAUAGACAUACUAUCAUGUUGGGUCAUAAAUUAUUUAUUUAGCUUUAUCAAUUAAUAAUAAUUAUGUUUUAUUUCAGAGUAAUAAUAAAAUUUCCUUUUUUUUUUUUUUCUAAUGUUUCUUUAUUAAUUUAAAAUUAAUAAAUAAUUUGGUAUUGAUAAUAAACAAUUACUUUAAUUAAUUAUUCCAUUAAUUUAUAGUUUUCAAAAUACAUAUUAAGAAAAAAUUAGAUUAAAUAAAUAAAAUGUACCUUCUUAAUUUUUUUUUUUGUUAAAUAUAAAUUAAUAUAAUAUGUACAAUUAGGUAUGCAUGGUUUAGUAGACCGCACUUCUGUAACUUUGUUGUAAAUGUACACAUCAGUAGUUAAUGGUUAAGUGAACAAAUAAAAACUAUGUGUUGUUUUAAAUGUUUCUGCAUUGUUUAAUAUCUCACUUGAAUAUAAUUUGUAAAACGUUGUCAAUAACUAAUUAUUUGUUUACACUUUUUUUUCCUUGUAGUAAUUAGAUAUAGAUUAUGAAUUUAUGGCACAGUCAUCAAAAUUAUUGCUCAAUUGACUAAGGUUGUAGUUUCACAGCAAAUUUGAUCUUAAUAGACAUCUAAGGUAUAUAAAGUGUGUACAGUUGAACCACAGUUUCAAUGGCACAUCUGUCACAAACAACUUUUGUCUUCAUCAUUUGUUUAGUUUGUUAAAUCCUAAAUUAAUUAUGAUUUAUUUUAAACUUAUAAAUAAUUACUACCUAUCUGUUAUUUUAAUUUAAAUUUAUUUGGAAUUGUUAAAAAUGAAAUAUAAUUGAGAAUAUUCUGCUAUUAUUGUAGUUUUUUUAAAAAUAUUUUUAUAUUUUGAAGUAUAAAUUCUAAAACUUAUUUAUACAUGUAUGUAGUAUAUUAUGUAUAUUCAUUUUUAUUUUUAUUUUUAUUUUAUAGACACAAUAGCUGAAAAUAUAUGGAUUAUUUGUCCAAAUAAUUUUGGUUUUAUCAAUAAAGGGAUCAAAGGAAGAUGGGUCUUAAUAGAUAUUGAAGGUAUAAAUGUUUAGUUGAAACACAAUUCCAAUGCCAUAUUUGUUGAAAACGAUUUACACAUAAAUCAACUUAGAAAAACUUGUUUCUAAAACAUUAGUUUUUCUUAUUGAUUGUUAUUAUCUAUAAAAUAAUAAUAUAAUAUAAUUAACAACAUUUUAAUAUAAUUCAAAAUUAUGAAGUAGGUACCUACUUAUAAUAAAAUGAAAAAAAACCAUUAAUUUUAUGAAAUUUAUUAAAUAUAAUUAAAUAUAUUCUGUUGUGAUUGGACUUAUUAUUUUAUUUUUUUUAUACCUUUAAAUUUUAAUUAACUAUAUCCCUAUGGUAAUGUUAUAUACCUAUAGAAUAAUUGAUUAUGAAUAUGUACUAGUUAAAGAAAAUGUAAAAAUAAGUACUAAUAAUAGAUUAAUUUGAAUGUGCUCAAACAAAUGAUAUUACAAUAAUUUUUUUUUUUUUUUCAUAUGGCAAUAAUUACAAUAAUUGAUAGUAAUAUUCUCUGUAGUAUCUAUUUUUUUUUAUUUAAAACAUUUCAAGAAUGUCUGUAUCAAAUUAUUUUUUAUAUAGAUAUAUUAAAUUUGUUUUUUAUAAUGUUUGUAGAUAACAAAUUGGCGGAAAAAAGAUUAUAUUGUCCAAACUAUUGUGGUCGUAGUUAUAGAGCAAUUGGCCAUCUUAAUAGACAUCUAAGGUUUGAAUGUGGAGUUGAAUCAAAGUUCCGAUGUCACGUUUGUCAAAAACGAUUUGCUCAAAAAAAUUUAAAAAGACAUCUUACAUGUGUUUAUGGUGUAAUUAUAUAGUUUUUACUAAGUAUCUAAUUGAUGAUCAUUAUAUUUGUUUUAAUGGCAUUAAAAUAAUUUACCCUAUUAAGUUAUAAUUUAAAGUAAGCUGUUUUUUAUUCUGAGUGGAGCGAGGAAUGUAUUGGUGUUACAAUGAUUUUAAUUUUUUUUACACUUUUUCUACCAGAAAUCUUACUCCGAUUAUCAAGUAUAGCACCUUUUCUGAAAGGAAACGUUCUCUGGGUGGUACUUUAAAAAAGUAAUUUUUUUAAAAUGUUCAUUAAUAUUUAAAAUAAUGAGGAAAAUCUGAUGCUUUAGGUUUUAAAAGAUUAAAAAUAAGGUUUUCAUUGGCAACCUUUUUUAUUUAUUUAUUGUUGUUAUUAAGUUUUUAUUAUUUUAAUCUUUAUAAAACAAUCAUUGUUAUCAUGGAAACACAUUAUUAUAAUCAUUUUACUAUAAUAUGACAUAGGUAUACUGUUGACAAAGCAACACUAUCAACUGAACUCCGCUCAAAAUUGUUUAUUCGUUAGCAAUGGGGUUAUUGUUGCUUACAGAUAUACAUUAAAUUCCUGUCUUUAUUAUACCUUCCCAACUGCCCUCCUACAACAUUGGCUGCGCCCAUGUGUGAAGUAUGUCCUUCCUUUUUUUAUUUGUUUAAUGUUUAGAAAUGACAUUACACAUUUAAUUAAUAAUGUUGGUAUUCAUUAAUAUGAAUAUAUAAUAUCCGCAAAGAAAAAGGUUUUUAGGUAUUUUUGGUACGAAUAUCCAAUUGUUUAUUCAUGGAUUACCUUGAUGACAUGGAUGACAAUUUGACUGUCAUGAACAAGAAAAUUAUUAUUAUUACUAUUAUCUAGCAGCAACAAAGCUAGUAUUUAUAUACAGGUUGAUUCACUCAACUUGAAAUGCUUAUUAUCUCAGUAAGUACUGUAAAAUGGGGUGAAUAGGGGCGGUUUUUUGAUGAUAAAAACUCAAAUUUAUAAGAAAAAUGUUUUAGAUGGAUUACCAGAUGAUUCAUUUAAUUGGGAAAAUUCAUUAUCUCGGAAAGUAUUAACUUUUUCCGGAAUUUGUUUUCUAGAACAUUUAAGAAACAAGGUGUUCUGCAAUUUUAUAUUUAUGUUAAUUUUGUUCACACCUAUUGUAAACUGUAGAGACAUAUAUAUAUAUAUAAUUUUUAUAUGUUAUUUUAAUUUGAUUAUUAUUAUAUUUAAUUAUUUGAAAAUAAAUAAAAUACAUUUGAUUUGUUUAUUUAUAAGAUUAUACUACUAGUAGGUAUGCUUUUCAUUUAAUAUACAAAUAUAGGAGUAUAUUAUAAUAUACUAAUUAAUAUACUGUAACUUCUUAUUGAUUAAUAACUUGCUUGAUUUGCUUAAUAUUACUUUCUAAAAUGGUUAGUAUCAAUUAUUUUUGUGUAAUUAAAAAUGUAUAUCUAUAGAAUUUGGUAAAUGGGUACUUAUAGUCUAUAGGACAAUAAGUGUCUAUUGUUAGCAGCAAAGGGAGAUAUGUAACAAAUUACAAAAUAGUUAAUAUUGUUAAAAAAUACAAUUAAAAAUAAUUCAUUGUCCCCCUGGAUUUUCCAAGACGAGCAUACAUAUAAGAUUUAUUGUAUAAAACAAUUUUUGUGCUACUAACUUAUAAUAGAAAGAAAAUUAUCAAAAAGUAAUUUAUUAACAUUUUACAAAGUAGCUAUAACUUUUUUUUUAAAUACCUAAUAUUUUUAUAGAUUAUGAAAAAAUGGACAUAAUUCAUCGAUAUUAUUGUCCAAAGAAUUGUGGUCAUCAUUAUUCCAGGAAAUCAGAUCUCAAUAGGCAUUUCAAGUAUGAAUGUGGAGUUGGACCACAAUUCCAAUGUCCUAGUUGUCAAAAACGAUUCACUCAGAAAUCAUAUUUAAAACAACAUUUCCUAUUUGUUCAUAAUUUAUUGAUUUAGCUGUACCAAUUGAUCAUGUUUGUAAUUUAUUUUACAACAAUAAACAACUUCCAUGUAUUUAAAACAAUAUGUUGGCUCUGCUAUAAUUAUUUCAAAAAAAAAAAACUAAAUUAAACAUUUUGUUGUGUAGUUUCCAUUCUUGUUAUUGUUUGUAUUUUAUUUUUAAACUUAUUAUUAUUAUAUAAUAAUAAUUAUUUUUGUGUAAUUAAUAUAAAUUAUGUUUAUGGAUACUGCCAUAAUAGCAAUUAUUCAUCAAAUUUAUCCAAACAAUUUCAGUUGUAGUUAUGACAAGAAGAAAAUUCUCAAAAGACAUUUGUCAAUGCAUCUUAUUUUUAUAUAAUUACAUUUUAUUGUAUAUAUAAUGUUAAAUGUUUAUAGGUUUAUUGAUACCUGAAAUUCAUUGAAUUUAUUGCCCAAACAAUUGUGAUUGUAGUUAUGUGGGAGAAUACAGGACGAUGCAUCUCAAAAGGCAUUUAAGAUAUGAAUGUGGAGUUUAUCUACAGUUCCAAUACUAUGUAUGCCAAAAAUUAUUCAGACAUAAAUCAAAUUUAAAAACUCAUGUUUUUUUGUAAACAUAAAUUAAUUAUUUAGCUCUACAUAAUACCUACCUAUUUCUAAUUGAUAUUACCUAAUCAUGAUUUAUUUAACAAUCAUGAAAAGAAAUUACUUAUGUAAAAUGUUCGGUAGUUUUAGUUUUGUAUUAUUGUACAGAUUUGAAAAAAGUCUAAACUAAAUAUUUGCAUGUUUACUGUUAUGAUCGCAGUACCUAUAUGCUUUUCAUUUUUCUAAUGGCUAUUUUUAAAUUUGAAUAUGUUAAGUAAAAGUAAUCAUUGAAAAAUAAGGGGGUUAUAUCACCAAAACAGUGUCUACCUACAUUUAAUUAUUGCCUAUUUUAUAUUAGCUAUAUAUAUAUAUAUAUACCCAUAUACUACUAUACUUUUUUUAUUUGAUCAUUUGUUAAAUUUUUUUUUGUAUAGAUAUUAAGAAAACUGAAAAUAUCCAGCGAAUUCAUUGUCCUAACAAUUGUGGUCGUAGUUAUAAAGGAUAUUAUGGAAAAUACAAUCUUAAUAAGCAUUUAAUGUUUCAAUGUGGAGUCGAACCACAAUUCCAAUGUCCUUAUUGUCAAAAACGAUGUACUCAGAAAGCAGAUUUAAAAAAACAUGUUUUGUUUGUUCAUAAAUCAUUUAAAUCAUUUAAUUGAUUUAUAAUAAUAAAUAAAACAUUAUUAUUUCGAAUAUUGUUUAUAAUAAUUGUGAUUUAUUUAACAACAAUGAAAAACUAUUACCUGUUUAUAGUAUUAAUUUUGUAUUAUUUGAAUAUUGUCGAAAUUUAUUUAUAAUUUUGUUCGAAUUGGGCUGCAGUUUUUCUAAAAAAUAUUUUAUAGGUACUUUAAAUUAUUAAAAAAUGCCCUACAAAUAAUAUCAAACUAUCAAAUGUUUACUUUAAUAAGUUUUUUAUUAAUAAUUAUAAGUACUGAUAUAUCUACUUACAAAUAAAAUUAUUACCACUGUAUAAAUCCUGAUGGGGGUAAUAAUAACCUUCAGAAGUCUAAAAGCAACCAAAAUGGAUCUAGAAACAGGCAGCAACAUAUUUUGAGUAUCAAGCUAUCAAAUAUACCUAGAUUUUAAUAAUAAUUUUACAGUCUCUAUUAAUUGAAAUAAAAUAUGAUGCUUUUGAGAUAGUGGAAGCCAACCUUAUAAAUGCAUCCUAUAGAGUUAUUAAUUAAGAUUAUUGAUUAAUAUAAUUAUUUCUACAACGAGGGAAACGAGAAAACAAUUUUUCAUUGGUAAGUAAGAAAUAAUAAAAAUAAGAACAUGUUUUAGGAUUAGAAAUUUAACUCAGCUAAUGUUGCCAUAAUUUCAUAAAGCAAAUCCAUGACGAAUAGAAAAUUAGUAAAUAAAUUAGACUAAAAAUAUGAUUGAAUCAUACAAGAUACCUAUACAAUUUAUAUGUAUUAAAAAAAAACCGACUUAUUACAUAUAUUAUAAACUAAAACAAUGCAACAAAAAUUUUACUUAUUUUUUUUAAAUUAAAUAUUUAGGAAAUUAUAAAUUUAUUAUAAAAAGCACAUUUUCUUUUUCUUUUUUUUCAAUCAUCUUAAACAUAUAAUUAAUAACUAAUUAGGAUACUAAAUAUAUAAGGUUUUAUCCACUCUCUUAUAUACCUGUUAUAAUAUAUUUGUAGUUGUAUCAUUGUUUUAAACCGUAUUCAUUAAAACUCUUAUUGUUUUUCUCAAUUACUUUCUUCAACACCCUUUGCCAUACAAUCAAAGAUCACCCAGAAACAACAUCAAGGGCAAGGCGGUUGAUCACAGAGGUUUUCUUUUAUUUGAAACUUCUAUAAAAACGAGGUAAUCAUUAGAAUAAAUACAAAAAUUGGAAUAUGACAUGGAAAAUAAAACUUCAGAAUGUAAGUGGUGCAACAGUACCAGAAAUUGAUUAGAAACUCAAAUAAUGAGGGUUUUUCAGUUUCUAUGAAUCACAUAAGGGGCAAAAUGAAAUUGAUCCUAGAUUCAGGAACACUAAAAUGCUUAAUCAGCAAUAGCAUAAAAUGAUACAACACUCAAGAAUUCGACCCAGCAAUAAAAUUCAAGGUCAAAAAAUCUGAAACAUUUUUUGAGGCUAAUCUAACUGGAAAAUUCAACUUCAUGUAUAGUGAACAGGAAGGAAAAAACCAACAAUAGUCAAAGUUCUGUCAGUACAAAAACGUAAGAAUAAGAACAAAAGAAAGCUUGAAAUUAAUAGUUUUCUACUAGCUUUUGAAAAUGGUUACGGGUUUUAUAAUGAAAGAAAAUGAUACUGUCUCAAUUGUUGUUAAAAAUGUAUUACAAUUUUAUAAAUUAAAUUUUGGAAAAUUGUUUUUGCAAAUCUCAAUACUAAAAAUGGAGAUUUUGAACUUUGAAGAUGUCAGAAAGAUGUAAAAUCAGAUCAGUAGCAUGAAGGUCGAUUUUUCAAGUAAGGCCAAAUUUUAUACAUAGUGUCUACACAAUUAGACAACAAUCUAGACAACAAACAACAAAGCUACUGCAGUUAGUGCAUAAGUGCCCUUAUUAAGACCCAUGUAAACACUUUAUACCAAAUGGCCAACAUCCUCAUCUUGCCACUAUGUCAGUUCCAAGAGUUUUAUCAAGCUGUACACAAAUGGGUAUUCAAGAAUAGAAAAGAAGAUACAAUAAUGCUAAAUUGAGGGAAGUGUUGGAAUUUGACAAUUUAACUUAGUAAUAUAAUCAUAAUAGGUGGUAGUACUUUUUAUGAUAAAUCACAUUUGUUUAUACAAAAAACUGUAUAUUCAGUGUUAAAUACAAUGAUAUACAAUGAGUCUAAAAUCAUUCAAACUUAGUAAACAAACAAUAGAUAUUCAAAUAAAUAGAUAACCAAUAAAGUUUUUUGGUAUCAAGUAGGUUAAUGGAAACGUUUCCUUAGAAUUACUUUUCAGAUCAGAGGUAAAUAAAAAUGAAUCAGUUGGAUCGAGUGUUGCUUCUAUAUUAUUCAUUGGCUUGUAUAAUGUAUUCCUCUUUUUGAUUACUGUAAUAUUAAGCCUAUUAAGUUGUCUUCUGUUAACUUUGCAGUAUUUCUUCCUUUUUUAUAUGCAAUAAAUAUUUUGUAUGAAAUUUGUAAAAAUAUUAAUGGAUUUUUUACUUUUACAAGGGUAAUGCAUUUUAAUAAUUUGUUGUGUUUCAAUUCUGUUUAUUUAAUAAUAAUAUAUCACGUUGCUUUUUUUAUUUAUGUACACAUAAAACAGUGUGUAGGUAGACUAGAUUUAUUAAAUAUGUUUUGUGUGUAAUUGAUUAAAACAUUUAAACGAUAUUAUGUUUAUAGAAUAUGUCACAAAUACGGAAAAUAUUCAAAAGUUUCACUGUCCAAACAACUGUGGUCGUAAUUAUUCCUGGAAAAAAAAUCUUAAUAGCCAUUUAAUGUUUGAAUGUGGAGUCAAACCACGGUUCCAAUGUCAUGUUUGUCAAAAACGAUUCAGUCAAAAAUCAAAUUUAAAAACCCACCUUAUAUGUGUUCAUAAUUUGUGUAUUUAAUUAUAUAAGUCUUUAUACUAAUUUAUUUAAUAUUAAUAAAAAAAUAUUUGUAUCAAUUAAAAAUGGUCAUAAUAGUUUAAUUAUACAUUAUUUGAUAAGAACCUAAAUAUCUAAUUUAAUUUUAAUAUUUGCUAAAAAGCUAAUAUAAUUAUGGAUUUUCGACAUCUUUUCAAGUAUAUAACACUUAAUAUUACACAAUAUUAUUUUUCGUGUUAUUGAUUAAAAAAAUUUAUAAUUGAACACUUCAUAAUGGAAAUUAUUCAAAUGACUCAUUAUUGUUUGUCCAAACAAUUGCCAGAGUUAAUAUUAUCACAGUAAUAUGUAUAGACUCAAUGGGCAUUUAAUAUUUGAAUGUGACAGAUCCAAUAAGAAAUCUAUUUAAAAAUAAAAACGUAUUUGUUAAUAAAAUAUAUAUUUUUAGUUUUACUCAAGUAUUAUUUAUUAUUACUGUCUUAACUGUUGUUAAGAUAAUUUAUAUUUUACAGUUAUUUUAUAGGUAUCUUAAACUACAAUUAUAAUAUAUCAAUAAUUGGUAUGAUAUUUUAUGACAUAAUAGUUAAUUUAUGCUUAAUACAUAUUGUUUGCUUAAUACCUAAUGUUCUUUAAAAUUACUCAUAUAGACAUAUUUAUUACUAAGUAUUACAGUAAAAUGUACUAGAGUUACUAGUUUAUAAUUUAGACUCUAAAUUUACUUACUUAUAUGGCCUAACCUACUAACACAGUGUUUAUAGCUUAUUAUUAUUAAUUAAAUAUUUUUGUUAGUUUAAUGGAUUAAAAGUUUUAAAUAUAUUUAUAAGACUAAUGCAUUUUAACAACUUUAAUAAUUUGUAUGGUUUUCAUACUAUUUAUUCAAUAAUAAUUUAUCACAUUGCUUUUUUAUUUAUAUACCCAAUUAAACAGUGUGUAGGUAUCUAUACUUAUUAAAUAUUUUUUGCGUGUAAUUGAUUAAAACAUUUAAACAAUAUUAUGUUUAUAGAUUAUGACACAAAUGACAAUAUUUAUCGUCUUCCUUGUCCAAAUGAUUGUGGUCGUAGUUACAAAGGAACUUACAGGAAGAAAAAUCUUAAAAGACAUUUAAUGCUUGAAUGCGGAGUCAAACCUCAGUUCCAAUGUUACAUUUGUCAAAAACGAUUCAGUCAAAAAUCAAAUUUAAAAACACAUCUUUUAUGUGUUCAUAGCUAAAAUUGUAUAAUAUAAGUAUUUGUAAUAAUCAUAAUGUAUUUAAAACUAUUAAUAAAAACAUUGUAUCAAUUUAAAACGGUUAUAAUAGUUUAAUUUUAUAUUAUUUUGUAAGAACCUAAAUAUCUAAUUUAAUUUUAGUAUUUGCUUAAAUAGCUGAUAUGACUGGUUUCUGGCAUUUGUCAAGCAGGUACAAUACAUAGCAUAAACUCAAUAGAUAUUUAAUAUUAAUUGAAUGUAACAGUUACUAUGUAAAAUUUGUCAAAAACGAUCCAAUUAGAAACCAAAUUUUAUAUAAAAUAAAUCAUGUAUUUGUUAAUAAAAUAUAUCUAUAAUUUUAUAUAGGUAUUAGUGAUGGACAAUAUCGAACUAUUUGAUAGUUGAUUAAAUUGUAAUUAAUCGAUAGAUCAAUAGUUUGUAUUCGGUAUUGGAAAAAACUAUUAUAUUAGUUUUUUUUGUAUGUCACUGUUCUCACCAAAGCAACUUGCAACCAAAAUUAAAGCAAUGCAACUGUGCGCAUUCAAAUUAACAAACAUAUUCUCACUGAUUGCAACAUUACGGAAAAGUGAUCCAACUUGCAUGCAACUUAUUUGAAACCUACUGAAAUCAACUCUACAUGCACGGUUUUUUCUCCAGUUGCAUAUCAUUCUGCAUUACCACCUUAAUAUCAUCAGUUUUUAAUUAAUAUUUAACAUAUGUUUUGGAAUUCACGCGAUAAUAACCAUGACAUUUUUCUAGAUUUCUAUCCAAUUCUUUUAAAACGAUAAAUCUACACAUUUUUAAUGUAGUGCCAAAAUGUGCUAAUUUUUUAAUUUUUAAUAGGCAACAACAUCAUUCCCAGAUGAAGCCAUAUUAAAUUAAUAACUUAACUACUAUUAAAAUGCACUGAGAGAAGAUAUAUAACACACUGAACAACAUAAUAACUAAAAAUAGUUGCAGUUUAAAAAGUAAAUAUAAUUUCUUAUUGUUCUUUUAUAAAAGUACUGAGUACAAUGCAAUAAAUUGUGUUUGCAAGUUGCUUUGAAAACAAUGUCUAUAGGUAGUUUUUAUUCAAAAAAUAUAAUUUUGCAUAAUUACUGUGAAAACACAGUGCACUGUAGGUAGUAAUUCAUAGAAUUAUUUUCAAACCCUAUUUAACUCUAAAUUUAACUACCUAACCUAUUAACGCUGUGUUUGUAUCUUAUUAUUAUUAAUUAAAUAUUAUAUUGGUAUAAUGAAUACAAGUUUUAAAAAUAUAUUUUUUUUUUUAUAGAUAAUGGCACAGAGGCAGAUAUUCAACGGAUUUAUUGUCCAAAUCAUUGUGGUCGUAGUUAUAGAGGACAUUACAGAAAGUACAAUCUUAAUAGGCAUUUAACAUUUGGAUGUGGAGUUGAACCAAAGUUCCAAUGUCAUGUUUGUCAAAAACGAUUCACUCGAAAAUCUAGUUUAAAAUGCCAUUGCAUAUUUUUUCAUCAAAUAAAUAUUUAGUUUUACUUAUUUAUAAAUAUUUUAACAACAGUAAAAAUUAAUCUAGAUUUCACCUACAUCCCAACUAUUUGGGGUCGGUUAUCAAGUCUUUUUAUUUUUAAUAUAUUAUUUAUGUUCAAAUUAAAUGUUCGCUUAUAACAUUAAACAAAAUUGGUUUUAUUUUACAAUCUUAUGUAUUACCUCAAAAUAAAAUUUAUUUAACAAAUUGAUAUCAAAUAAUUAAAUGAUAAAAUUAUCAUUCAUCAUUUUAUCAUAUGAUAAAAUAUGCUUGAUUUUAACCACAGUCUUAGAUUAUUAUUCAUUUGAAAGCAUAGAGAUAAUUAACCAUGUUUAAAAGUAUUGCACAAAACAAACAUUUUUAUUGCUACCUAUCUAUCUAAUUGUUAUAUAUUGUUUAUCUACCUAUCAAAUAUCAUUCAUUAGUUCAUUACCUAACAGUUUACUUUUUUGUUAACAUUCCUUUUAAAAUGGAAUUAGUUCUCGUUCCUUUAAGCACUCGUUUUUUUUUUUCCAAUAAACACCUACCUAAUACAAUCCAAAAUAAUGUUUUUAUAUUCUUAAUUAGAAAUCAUCACAAAUUAAAUUGUUUUGGGAAUAUAUUGAUAGGUACAUAUUUGACAUAUUUUAUAAGGUUUUUAUGAGAUAUUCAAUAGUCACUUCACACUAAUUGUGUGACAUGUAAAUUUUUAUAAAAAAAUAAAUAUAUACUGCGAGUUAUGUACCUUGUAUGUUAAUAAAAAUGAAAAUAUUACAUUGUGUCAUUAUGGUAAAAAAUACGGGAUCCUGCUUCCGUUUUGUUUUUUGUUAUCAGUUUUUGUCAUUUAUGAUAUGCAUGUAUAACGUAUUUAUCGUAACUAUAUCAUAUGUUGUAAGUCACAGUAUAUAUAUGUAAGGUAUUAAAUUUAUUGUAUUAUAAUCAUGAAUCACGUAUAUCUUUAUUCGUGAUUACAAUAAAAUAUCAUACUGUCAUAGUUAAAUAUUUUUAUGAAUUAUUAUCGUUAUCAGAAAAGAUGGAACACCAAGGCGAAUGUCAAUAAAAAUUAGUUGGACAUGUCUCGUUUAUUAGAUUAAAAACUUAAUAAACAAAAUUGUUUUCCCCACAUAUGUUUUAAAACACAUUAAAAAGAACAACAAAAUAAUUACAAUAUUUAUGUUCAUAUUCAUAAAAAUAAGAAGUUAAUUCACAUUCCUAUUCCUUUGAAAAUAAUGGAAUUAAUUCCUUCCUUCGUUCCUCUAAAAAGAAAAACAAUUCCAAGAAUCGCUCCUUUAGGAAGGCGUUCCCUAACAACGCAGCUCAUUAAUAAUAUAACCAUUAUAACCUUACCAACUAACACAGUCAGAGUGUGUACCUCUUUAUAACCUAACUAAUUAUUUUUAAAUAAUUUUUUUUUUAAAUAAAACCAAUUAUGUUUUAGAUCAUGACACGGAAGCAUUUAUUCAACGGAUUUAUUGUCCAAACAAUUGUGGUCGUAAUUAUCAAAGUAAUAAUGGGCUCAAAAGACAUUUAAGAUAUGAAUGUGGAGUUGAACCACAAUUCCGAUGCCCUAUUUGUCCAAAACGAUUCAGUCGUAAAUCAAAUUUAAAGCAACAUGUCUUAUUUGUACAUAAAUACACACAUUAAAAGUAUGUAUGCCCCAUUUAGUACGCAAUCCUGCGUAAAAACUCCCCUUUUCUUCGCUCCUUUGGUGCGCAAAUUAUAGUUUGUAAGUACACAAUUGCUACUCGAGCUGAUAUACACAAGCGGAUGACAUCGAUUUGUUUAUAUAUUGUUGUAACUUUUAUAAGUAACAUUAAAAAUUUCAGUGUUUUGGUAGACUGGAAGCCUUCUUAAUUCUUUUUCUUCGUCCCAAUUAUUUAUGGUUAGGUAAAUAAAAAAACAACCCAGUUGACAGAUUUUUUUUGAAAAACGAAAUUUGUACCAGCUUACCUAACAAGUUUUUGUUGAUGAUACUUUGUAUUUGGUGUGUAAUUUAUUGAUACUAUAAUACAUAGGUACCUUCUUACAAAUAAAUGACGUGUAUGAAUGCGAAGUUUGGUUUUAUUUUAUUAUUAAUUUCCACUGUAAAAGUUUAAACACUUGGCGUACUAACUAGGUUUUACAGUAAUUAAUUAAUAUAGGUAUAUAAUUUAUAAUUAAAAUAAAAGAAUAAAUGGUAAUAUAAAAAAUAAAAAUAUUAAUAGGUAGGUAAAAAAAUUUGAUAGUUUUAAGUAUAAUUCAUUAGUUGGUAUACUGUUUGGAAAGAACUCAAUUAAAAUUGCUGCUUGUAUAUUUAUUGUUUUACAGUUUUCGUGACUUAAAAUACAAUUUUAAUAUCAUCUAUAAAUUGAUAUUGAAUAAUUAUAUAUUAAUUUAUACAUGACCUUACAUUCAUUCAAAAAUACACAUAAAAAAAUUUGUAUUAAUCUAUUAUUAUGGUAAAAUAUGUUUAACUUUACUAUAUUUUAUUGAAUACCUAAUACUUGAAGUUAUACGGCUCAUAGGUGUAGGUAUAGAUUAUUUAUCUAGGGAGGUGGGUAGGAUUUAUUAUUGGUUAACAUUAAAAUUAUAUUUAUUAUUAUUUAUUUAUUUACUGACAUUUUCGAAAUGGAGAGUUAACUUCCUUACCCACUACCCUGAUAUGACCUUACCAACAUAGUGUUAAUCUCAUUAUUAUUAUUUAAAUAUUAUUUUGUUAUAAUACUAAAUACAUAAUAAUUUAAAACUUUUUUUUUAUUUAUAGAUUAUGGCGCAUACUAUGCAAGUAUUCAACAGAUUUAUUUUCUAAAUCAAUCGCUACGCCCUGAACCUAAAAGAAAGUACAUUAAUAAAUGAGACUAAAAAAAAUAUAUUAAAUAAUGAUGAUGAUAUAUAUGAGUUAUAUAAAUAAGACUGAAAAUAAAAUCAUGUGAUAAUAUAGAUAUAAAUUACUUUUUGCGGUUAAUUUUGAAACUUUAAAAAGAAACACAAAAAUCGUCGUCACUAAAAUAGAUGGAAAUGAAUAAUUACAUAAUUACAUUAAUGAAUAUACAUAUACAUUUUUAAAAAGAAACAACCAAAUGAUAGAGUUUUUUUGUUUUCUAUUCAUAAUUUAUGAAGCCACUGUUUUAAUUGAACAAAUUGUCAACAAAAUUAUAAUUCACAAACAAAGAAGAGGAAAUUAUUUAUUUGAAUAGCUAACCAUUAUAAUAUUUAAGUUACUUAUUAAGUUUAAUUAAGCUUUGUUAAGUUUACUUGUAUAGUAUUAUUAAAAAGUUGUUACUUUCAUGUUGAUGUGAAUAAAAAGCACUUAUUAUGUUAUGCCAUAAAGUGAAGUUAAUAUUUUUGUUAGAAAUGUUUUUGGAUUCAUUUUAGAUUCGGAGUGUAUGAUGCUUAUAAUUUUUAUUUUUUUUAUCAGUGAACAACUUCAACUUUUCUGAUUUUCAAUAAUAGUACUUUUUUGAGUGGUACUUUAUGGAGAUUAUUUUUUUGAUUUCCCAAAUGGUUUUUAUAAUAAUUGGGAAAAUACAUAGGAAAAAUGAAAAGAUAUAUGUACAUGUAUAUAAAAAAAAACUGCUCUGAAUCGUUUAUUAUUGCAUACCUACAGAUAUAAAUUGAAUUCGCCUUUAUGUACUAUCUUUUUAACUUCUCACCAACAAUAUUGGUCUAUAUACCAGUCGUGUAAAGUAUGUCUGUCUUUUAAAAUAAAUAUUUUAUAUCAAGUAAUAGUUAAUAGGUUAAAAUUGAAUUCAAAAAUAAAUUUUCAGAACUGUUUCAAGUCACCAAAAAUUUAGUUUACUUAAAACAGCCAUAUUUUAUUUUUUUCUGAAGCCAUUUUUGGUCUAAAAUUUUAAUGUAGAAGCUUAGACUACUUAAGAAACUUAUGCAGUUAUUUAUAUUUUUCAUAGACUUGUGAUAUUUUUUUUAAACUCAGAAUCGGUACUAAGAAGAAAGUCAAAAUUUAAUCUAAUCAUCUCGGUUGACUGUAAUGCAACUGAUACAAAAUUUGAAAAAUUAUAAACAAAUUUGUGAUUGUAGAUAUCAUUAUAUUUUUAGUGUUAUAAGUGAAAAAUAAUUUAAACUGAUAAUUUUAAUAGAUUAAACUGUUAACCUUUAUUCAUCAUACAUUUAUAAGAGUUUUUUUAUUUUAUUUUUAUUUUGAAAUUUUAUUUAUGAUUUAAGAUAACCUAAGUUUUUUCUAUCAGUCUUUAAUAAAUAUCAAUAUUGGAAACAAAUUAAAUUAUAAAUUAUAUAUCAUGUAUUAAAUUUCAUUAUUAUUAUUGUUUGUUUUUGAAUUUAUUUAGUUUUUAAUUUUUAAAAGCCUUGCUUUGUUACUUCACUAACUAAUUAUUGAAUCAAUUUUUAUUUUAUAUAUAUACAAUGUGGGUAUAUUUAUAAUCUCGGAAAGUAUUACAUUUUUCCGGAAUGUUUUAUAGAAAAUUUAAGAAACAAGCUGCUCUACAAUUUUAUAUCUAUAUUAUUUUUUGUCACUCUUAUUUUUGGGGGUAAAACCACUACCUACUUUUGACUUUAAAAUGGCAACCUAUAUUACAAAUACCAUAAAUAAAUGUAGUAUAAGUAAAAAUAAAUUUCAACAUCGACAUUUUUUUUUAACUAAUACUCCAUUUAUUUAUGGAAUUUUUAAUAUAGGUUGCCAUUUUAAAGUCAAAAGUAGGUAGUUGUUUUACCCCCAAAAAUAAGGGUGACAAAAAAUAAUAAAGAUAUAAAAUUGUAGAGCAGCUUGUUUCUUAAAUUUUCUAUAAAACAUUCCGGAAAAAUUUAUCUCUUUCCGAGAUAAUGAGUGUACCCAUUUAAAUGGAUCACCCGGUAUACCUAAAUGCAUAAAAAAAAUGGCCUAUGUUUAUAGAUAUUUAUGGUACAAUUGCAAAAAAUCAUCGGAUUUAUUGUCCAAACAAUUGCGGUCACAGUUAUACGGGAACUUACAGAAAGAAAAAUCUUCAUAGACAUAUUAUGUUUGAAUGUGGUGUGGAACCAAAGUUUCAAUGUCUUAUAUGUGAAAAACGGUUCAGUCAGAAAUGCAGUUUAAAGAAACACGUUAUAAUUAUUCAUAAAUCAUUGUUAUAAAUUUAAAAUUAAAUGAUUGGUUAUUUUUUUAAGAGAAUGUCACAUAUUAUAUUAUCCUUGUAUGCUGUCUCAAUUUACAGACGUCCAUUAACAAAUUUAAGUUACUUAUAAAAUGGAGACGGCACAUUUAAUUAAUAAAGUACCUAGGCAACUAAAUCAUAUCCUCUUAAAUCGUGUGAGUGAGUGUGCCAUUUCAUUCAUUUAUUUAGAAAAAUAUUUUAUACAAAAUGCUUUGUACGCUUACAAAAUGUGUACACAUACAAAUAAAUAAAUUUAUUUUCAAAUGUACAUACCUAGCUAGGUAUUUUUCAUCCAAUUUGUUUAUUUAGUGCCAUUCUAAAAUGUUUUAUUGUUUUAUGUAAGGUACCAGUAUUGAUAAAAAAAAUUAUGUUUAUAGAUUAUGACACAAAUGACAAUAUGCAUCGUCUUCCUUGUCCAAACGAUUGUGGUCAUAGUUAUAAAGGAAUUUACAGAAAGAAAAAUCUUAAAAGACAUUUAAUGUUUGAAUGUGGUGUGGAACCCCAGUUUCCGUGUUUUAUUUGUCAGAAACGAUUUAGUCAUAAAUCAAAUUUAAAAAAACAUGUGAUAUUUGUUCAUAAUUCAUUUGUUUAGCUGUAUCAAUUUAUCAUAAUUUAUUUAUUUCAUAAUAAUUAAGAACUUGUGUCUAUGAUCUGUUAUUUUAUUUUAUAAAAUUUAUUUGAAAAUAUCUAAAUUAAAUAUUCCUUGUUUACUGCUUUGAUUGCAGUACCUAUCUAUGCGUUUUAUUUAAUGUUCAAAUAUUAACUAUGUAGGUACUAAUUUAUGUACAUAGUUUACAUUCUUGUUACCUAAUAAUUUCUAAAACGGUUUAGUAUCACCUACUAAAAAAUAUUUUUGUUUAAUUAAUUAAUUUAAAAAAAUGUAAAUAAUUAUAGAAUUUGUCAAAUAUUCAUAGUGUUCGUUGUCCUAAACAAAGAUGAUUGGAGUUAUUACAGAAAACAAAAUUGUAUUUAACGAUAUAACAAAUAGUUUUAAAAUGUUUAGGUUCCAAUUAUGUUUGUAAAUGUGUGUUAUAUAUUAUUAAUUAUUACUACUUAGCAGGGUUGGAAUGUAUAAUACAGUAAAGUAUAAAACAUGUAUUGUACGUAUAAAACUAUAUAUUUUAUACUUUACAUAAUUUUUUUUUUUUUGGCUGCAACACUGAACAGAAAUUAUCCGGUGAAAAAAUUCAAUUUCCAAUUGAAUUUAAUCAUCAUUUUAUUUGUAUUAAUUUGUAUUAAUUUCCUAAGAUACAUGUGAUAUUUGUUAUGUUAAUUACUAAGUUCAUUUUUAUUCUUUAUUAAUAUUUAUAAUACUAAAAAUGUAUUUGUUUUGUUUUUAUUUUAUUCUAAAUUUAUGAAAAUUCACCAAAUUGAUGUGAUUUGUAAAUUUGUUAUAAUAAUUUAUAAAUUUAAAUACUUAUUAAAAUUGCAAAUGUAUAAUGUUGAAACCAUUAUAAUAAACUUAAAAAAAAAAAUAAAUAUCAAAAAUUGAUUUUUAAACAGAGUUUUUAAAAAAAAUCGACCAAUCGUGGUCGGAUAUCAGCCAUAAUCUCAGUUUAAGAAUCAGGUAGACGACUUUUUUUCCAUUGGUGAGAACUGUCAUUAUAAAGUCAUUAUAAAGUUACCCUAGAUUAGAAUGAUCAUUUAUUUAGAUCAUUGUUACCCUACGUUUCAUACGUAGGGUAACGUAUAAAACGUUUUAUACGCGUAUAAUAUUACCAACCCUGCUAAUUAGUGCCUAUAUUACAAUAUAUCUGUCGGAAGAGUUUCGUUACUUUAAUUCGUGGUUAUAGAUACUACAAAGGCUUGCACGGACCGAUAAUUCCUGACCCGGCCAGGUUGUAAAAUAAUCCGGUCCUGCCAGAUUUUUUUGUGCACAUAUAUAUAAAAGUUUGGUCAGGGAUUUUAUUAGCGUGCGUGGAAUUUUAAACUGAACCGGACCCAGUUUAAAAUUUGUUUUCGAAGCCCGGCUCGGAUUUUUUCUUAUCAUUUUCCAAUAACUGUACCACGCCCUGUCGUCUAGGUUUGAAAUAAAAAUUUAAGUAAUGGUCAGCAUAUUUUUAUAAAAACAAGUCCGGUCCUUUAGUAUGUGCCACGAAAUACGGAUAUAAAUACUUGUAUAGCGUUGUACCUGUAUUAAAAUAUUAAUAGGUGGCUAUUAUCUAUGAUGUAUUGAGUAAUAUUACUCUAUGUUAUGAUGCAACUUAUGUUCUUGGUGGUCUUAUAUUAUUGCUCAUUGUGUAACCAUUGUUGUGGCCAUUGUGCUUCGAAUUAAAAAGUAAUGAAAACUUCUUUAGUUAUCUAUUAUUAUUUUUAGGUAUAAAAUAAUUUAUAAAAAAAAUCAGACAUAAUAUUAUACAGGAUACAGGUAUACCAAAAUGAUUUGGUAUUAUAAUGUAAAUUAAUAUAAGUAAUAUGGUCGUAAUAAAUACACGAGUAGGUAAUAUUAAUUAUAAUUAUGUUUAUAGAUUUUGAUACAAUGGCUGGCAUGCAUCACAUUUAUUGUUCUAACAAUAAUAAUUGUGGUCACAGUUAUAUGGGACCAUACAGGUCACAGGAAGACUAAGACUUUUAAUGUUCGAAUGUGGAGUGGAGCCGUAAUUUCUGUUGUAACAUUUGUAUCAAACGAUUCACUCAGAAAUCAAAUCUAAAAUUAUAUAUUUUUUGUAUUUAUAGUGUUGUUUUAUUACUUUUACUACGUAGUUAAUGGUAAUUGUGGUUUAUUUAACAACAUUCAAAUUUACAAAUUAUGUCUUUAGUGCUGGUAAUUUGUAUUAUUGCAUAUUUAAUAAUGCUAAAAUCGAAUAUUUAUGGUGUUAGAUACUAUUAUACUGGCGUAUAACCCCAGUUUUAAUGGCAUUCUUGUCUGGAACGAUUUAGUCAAAAAUCAAAUUUAAAAUAAUACAUGGAAUAUUCAUCUUAAUAAAUUUAUUUAGUUCUACUGACUUCUACCGUUGUACUUAUCUUGAAUACCUAUUCCAUAUUAAUAUUAUUAUUUGAAAUGAUCUAAAUUAAAUAUUUACUGUAUACUGUUUUGGUUAUAUCAUACCUGCUAUGCAUAUUAAAUAAUUAAAUAUUAAAGCAUGCUUAAAAGUUAUCACCUUUAUAUAAAUGUUAUAAAUAUAUGUAUUAUUUUAUGUUUUUUUAUUUCAAUUGGUAUAAUUUCUAAUAUAAUACCUGUUGUCGCUUUGAAUUAAACAGAUGGAAACAUUUACUUAUUUUAUCAUUUUUUUAUUAUUAUUUUUGGACGCAUUUGAAAAUAUUUACACUAGUACCUAUGUAAUUACAAUUUAAAUGUUAAUAAACAUAUAUAUAUAUAUAUAUAUAUAUAUAAAUCCAUAAUAUUUAUAGGUUAUGAAAAAGUACCCGUAAUAGAUCGGGUUUAUUGUCCAAACCGUUGUGGUCGUAGUUAUACAGGAGAUUACAGGAAGAGCAGUCUCAAAAGGCAUUUAAGGGAUGAAUGUGGAGUUGAACCACAGUUUUGUUGUACUAUUUGUCAAAAACGAUUCACUCAGAAAUCAAGUUUAAAAUCACACCUUAUAAAUAUUCAUGCUGUAAUUGUAUAGUUUUACUAACUAUCUAAUUAAUAAAUAUUAUUCUUUAUUUAACAACAUUAAAAUUCACCAAUCAUGUAUUUAUUUCUAGUGAUUUUUAAUUAUUAUUUAACAAAGGGCGUGUUUUCAGUAAACAGUUUGCUGCAUUGUUUGCUGUUAUUGGCUACUUGGUCAGUUACUCGCCAAAAUGUUUAAUUUACCAUAUAGUAUUUUUUGUUGUAUAAAAUGGAUGGAAUGAUUGAAUGAUAAUUUUUAUCAGUAGAUUAUUAGGAAUCGAAAACAGUAAACGUAGUUUUCAAUGGGAGUUGUCAACAUUUUUCCCUCUAUAAUUUUGUCUGAUUGAAAAAAUAGUUAUUUUGUUUCUCAUUAUUUUAGGACUUAAAUUUUUUUUAAAAUAUAACUAAUUUAAAAAGAUUAAAAUGUGUCUUACCAAAUAUCAGCUGCUAUAUUAAGGUUACCAUACUGAUAAGAAUGCAUUAAUAACGAUAUUAAUCUGAGAUACAUAAUAAGGCGUGAUUUCAGUCACAGUGGUAACCCAAUAAACCAGAAACCGGGUAAGACAUAUCUAAUUCCCUCAAAAACUAAUCAUUUUGAAAAAUUUUCAAUUUAUUGAUUUUUAAACUCAAUUUAUGAAGGAUUAAAAAGUCAGAAUGGAAAAUUAAUUUUUUUCUGAGCUUGCCGUGUUCAUUAAAAUAAGAUUCGUGGAUUUAAUCAAACAUUUUUUUUUUUUUUGAAAAUCUCCAUUGUUUCCAGCUGAUUCCGGCAACCCGAUUACCGAAAAGAUUAGAAGGACUAGGAAUUAUAUGAAAUAAAAAAAUAAUGAAAUAUGCGUUUUGUUUAUUAAAAAUAUGCAAAAAUAUACCAAUAAAAAUAUUAUUAACUGAAGAAAAAAAAAUGUUUACAAAGUUCUAAAAUCUAAAAAACAAUCAUUAAAAUCAUUCAAAUGUAUUACAUGAUUUAAAUUUUCAAAAAUGAACGAACUUCUGUUAGUUUUUAAGAUAUUCUUAUAUUUACUAAAACUCCGUUUGACAUGAUGCCAUGACGGUAACAUUUGCGGAUUUAAAUUGUGUUACUUCUGCAGGAAUUAAAUUUAGGAAGACUUCAUCCAAAUUAUUUCUAUUAAAAAUAUUACGUAGAUAACAUAAACAUAGAUUCUAGUCCUGUAUUUUUUCUAACUAAUUUUUUAAUUUUUGGUCGAGUUUUUCAGCAAUAAAUUGUACAUUUGUUUCGUCAAAGUUUUAAUUUUUGUUUUUAACGGUCUCUAAACUCUCGUCGAGUUUAUUUUAAAAUAGAUACACCAAACACGAUGACUGUCAAACAUAUACUAACUUUUAGAAAUAUAAACGUAUACAUUUAUUUUUAUCCAGUAUAACUAUUAACUGUACAAUAUAAAAUCCUUGAAAAUAUUAGCUAAAUUAAAUAGCAUUUUUCGCAUUUUUGUUAUUGAAAUAUACAAUAAUAUUAAUUAUAUUCAAUGUAUGCAAAGUAUGCAAAAAAAAAAAACACCCCUAUCAAUCUCAACAUGAGCUAAUUUGUGGAUAUGACUGAUAAAAACACUAAUCAAAAGUUGAAAAAAAAAUACCAAUGCAUAUAAUUCCUAGCCUAGUUAUUAGUAAUAGUUAUUCAUAACUAAUUAUAAUAUUAAGUAUAAUAAGAAACACGACGCAAAAGAAAAUUCACUUUAGUGAUAUAAGACCGUAUAUGAAAAUUGCAUAAAAUAAUUAUUUAUUUUUACACCGGCAAAAUGACAAUUUAAUUGUCACUUUGAGGAACAUCUAAUGCAGAUCAAAAUAUCUUGGUCUUAGUAUUAAUCAACUUGCAAUCUAUUAACUAAAAAUAAGUUGAACCAAGUAAGAAAAGCAUGAAGAUGCAUGUUAAAAUUGAUGAAUGUUUCUAAAUGUGGAUAACUCUCGGCCUAUACAAAAGUUUUCUAGGGUUAUUCAAUAGUCUAUAAAAACUAAAAAAAAUUAUAAUAAUUGUAUGUAGGUAUAAUAGGUAUACCUAUAAUAAAACUAUAUAUUUUAUAACACUAACAUAUUAAUGCUUUAUUUUAUUAUUCUUAUUUUUACAAAUAUUGUUACCUACUCAUAAUAUUUGCAUUUUCAUUGCAUUUCUAUUUGAUGUAUACAAUUUAUAUCCAUGUUAUGUUUUUUAGAUGGAUACACAAUGUCACACAUUGAUUCAAUUCAAUGUCCAAAUAACUGUGGUCGUAGUUAUAAAGGAGCUCGCAGAAAAUACACUCUUAAUAGGCAUUUAAUGUUUGAAUGCGGAGUAGAUCCACAGUUCCAAUGUCAAAUAUGUCAAAGAAAAUUUCCUCAUAAUUCAAAUUUAAAAAAACAUCUCCUGUGUGUUCAUCAAUCUUUUAUUCAAUAA
Cinara cedri is the source of this 35675-nucleotide messenger RNA. Lineage: Eukaryota; Metazoa; Arthropoda; Insecta; Hemiptera; Aphididae. The record is from the annotation of a GenBank genome assembly.